AUGUCAAUUGCCACGAAGAGCGACGGAGAAACCGUGGGAAACCUGUCUUUGAUUGCCGCGCACUCGCACAUCACGGGACUCGGGCUGGACGACCAGCUGCAGCCGCGCGAGAACAGCCAGGGCAUGGUGGGCCAGCUGAAGGCGAGAAAGGCUGCCGGGGUGAUUCUCAAGAUGAUCCAGCAGGGCAAGAUUGCGGGCCGGGCGAUUCUGAUUGCGGGCCCGCCGUCGACGGGAAAAACGGCCAUUGCAAUGGGCAUCUCGCAGAGUCUGGGCAGCGACGUGCCGUUCACGGCAAUCGCAGCCUCCGAGGUGUUUUCGAAGGAGCUGUCCAAGACCGAGGCGCUGAACCAGGCGUUCAGAAAAAGCAUAGGCAUACAGAUCAAGGAGGAGACCGAGGUGAUUGAGGGAGAGGUUGUGGAGAUCCAGAUAGACCGGUCGUUGACGGGCGGCCACAAGCAGGGAAAGCUCACCAUCAGAACCACCGACAUGGAGACGAUCUACGAGCUGGGCAACAAGAUGAUCGACGAGCUGACCAAGGAGAAGGUGAUUGCCGGCGACGUGAUUUCGAUCGACAAGGCAAACGGCAAGAUCGCGAAGCUGGGCCGCUCGUACACGCGUGCGCGGGACUACGACGCCAUGGGCCCAGACACCAAGUUUGUCGCGUGUCCCGAGGGCGAGCUGCAGACGAGAAAGGAGGCGGUGCACACGGUCUCGUUGCACGAGAUCGACGUGAUAAACUCGCGGCAGCAGGGCUUUUUGGCGCUGUUCAGCGGCGACACGGGCGAGAUCCGGUCCGAGGUGCGCGACCAGAUCAACAUGAAGGUUGCCGAGUGGAAGGAGGAGGGCAAGGCGGACAUCAUUCCGGGCGUGCUAUUUAUCGACGAGGUGCACAUGUUGGACAUAGAGUGUUUCUCGUACAUCAACCGGGCUCUCGAGGACGACUUCUCGCCGAUCGUGAUCAUGGCCACCAACAGGGGCAUUUCCAAGACGAGGGGCACCAACUACAAGUCGCCGCACGGCCUGCCGCUGGACCUGCUGGACCGGUCGAUCAUCAUCCGGACCGAGGGCUACAAGGAGGACGAGAUCAGGAGCAUUCUGUCGAUCAGAGCGCAGGAAGAGGAGGUGGAGCUGAACGCGGAUGCCCUGAGUCUGCUGACCAAGAUCGGCAUGGAAACGUCGCUCAGAUACGCGGCGAACCUGAUUGCCGUGAGCCACCAGAUCGCCAAGAAGAGACGCACCGACACCGUCGCUCUCGACGACGUGAAGAGGAGCUACACGCUCUUCAUCGACAGCGCGCGCAGCGUGCAGUUUGUCGAGGAGAACAGCAACCAGUACAUCGACGACGAGGGCCGCGUGCAGCUGUCGAAGAACGACGACGCCAUGGACGUGGGGGCCUAG
Ogataea angusta is the source of this 1398-nucleotide messenger RNA. RefSeq lists its product as uncharacterized. Bases 1 to 1398 code for a protein of 465 amino acids. Gene Ontology annotation, molecular function: DNA helicase activity; ATP binding; ATP hydrolysis activity. The record is from RefSeq and is a predicted model, not a curated record. NCBI's taxonomy places the organism in Eukaryota, Fungi, Ascomycota, Pichiomycetes, Pichiales, Pichiaceae. The transcript has a single exon. Gene Ontology annotation, cellular component: Ino80 complex; R2TP complex; Swr1 complex. Gene Ontology annotation, biological process: chromatin remodeling; box C/D snoRNP assembly; regulation of transcription by RNA polymerase II.